AUGUCCGCAAAUAUCGUCUUGGACAGCCGCCAUACCCAUUACACAAACCUGGACUUCCUCAAAGGCAAGGUUGUGCUACAGCUACCCACUGAAGCAGCCAUCGGGGCCAUUCAGGUCAAAUUGGAGUGCGAAAGCCGCACUCGUCUAUCCGGUCCCAGGAACCCCCAAAAUGUGCACUCGGACAAAAAGCGAACGGAGCUUGAGGUUCACAAGAUCUUGUACAAGGUUGCUACCGUCUUCCCGACACCAGGCGUGAUGCAGAAUGGGUCCCCUGCGCCUGCAUAUACUUUUGCCGCAGGGUUAUAUGAGUAUCCUUUCGAAUUCAAGUUCCCCUUCAAUAAUUCAUGCAGCACCACCAACAGCAUGCUCACCAAUCUAAACUUUUCCGGGUUGAAAGUCGAGGUAGCUAAAGACACCAACCGACACGUCAGAAAGACUCUCCCGCCAUCUUUAAGCGGGUUCCCAGGCGUGGCAGAUAUCAAAUACUUCGUCAAGGCCACAGUCAUCCGGCCGCAAUUCUACAAAGAAAACAUCAGAUCGAUUGUACCUCUAAACUUUCUUCCAAUCGAGCCACCAAGAGUCGGGAAUCCUAAUGAGGAAACCUACGCUAGGCGGCAACACCAAUUCUCCAAAACACUCGUUGCGCCUAAGAAAAAGAGCAUCUUCUCACGGGGAUCUUCUGCACCCCAAGAGACAUUCGCAGAGCCUCCUCGGGUGUCUGUGGAUGCUAGACUUCCCAACCCGUCUAUUCUCACGUGCAACGAACCUGUCCCCCUCCGUCUCCUCGCUAAAAAGCUGACCGACGGACCGGAAGUAAUCUUUCUUCAGAUGUUGCAGGUGGAACUAAUAUCCUACACGAAAAUUUUGGCCCAAGACCUCACCCGCACUGAAAGCAACUCGUGGGUUAUCAUGAGCCGCAGCAAUAUGAGUAUCGCGUUAGGCAAGCCAGAGGACCCCGUAGGCACUGAUUGGACUAUUGAUCCAAACCUGUGGAAUCGGUAUCCCUUACCUAACUCGGUGGCACCGUCCUUUGAGACAUGUAACAUUGAAAGAUCUUACGAGCUGGAAAUUCGAGUAGGCUUGACUCAUGGAUUCCAGCCUCAACUUAUUGUUCUACCCCUGCGAAUGCCAGUCAGAGUAUUCUCAGGAAUUGCUCCACCACAGGCCCUCCUGGAUGCAAUGGCCGCUGCAUCACUUCAGCCAUCAUCAGCCACUAAACUGAAACCCCAGCCCAGCUUGCCAGCAGAGCCGGGAAGCAGCCGACCACCCAUGCCACCACGGCCGACUGGCGAGCCUGUACCCGUCAAUUCUGGUGAUGUAUACGACGACGCACCACCCAGCUACGAGGAUGCCAUGGGAGACCACCUGAGUCCAGUGGAUGGACCACGCCGCGAGUAUCACCCACCAGACGCCUCAUCACAAACCCCAGUAGAAUCUGGAUCUGAUUCCAAGUCCGCAGGCCAACCGGGUAAGGCGCUUGAGGAUGGGCCCGCGGCAGAAGGAUCCUCGGCGCCUCGUCUCCGAGGCAAUCGUGCUUCCUCAGAGUCCUUCGAUAUGCUACCUACCACACCGCCGGAAUCCCAAUCUGGAUCGCCUCCCGCAUCCCCCGUGAGACGUCCAGCGAGCAUGAUGAAAAUUUCUCGGAACACCGUUGAUGAAGAAAGUCCGCCGCAAUAUGAGCCUGUUGCGGGGAAUCAGCUCAACACCCCCCAAGCUGUGCAACGCCAGCCUUCACGAAAUAAUCUUCGUCCUAUGAACUUGGGUGUUCCUAAUCGGAAGCCUGUGCCACGAAGUCCAAAUCCUUGA
Molecule: messenger RNA, 1806 nt
Organism: Penicillium samsonianum
Lineage: Eukaryota; Fungi; Ascomycota; Eurotiomycetes; Eurotiales; Aspergillaceae
Product: arrestin (or S-antigen), N-terminal domain protein
Exons: 5
Coding region: 1-1806 (601 amino acids)
Biological process (GO): ubiquitin-dependent endocytosis
Cellular component (GO): plasma membrane; cytosol; cytoplasm
Molecular function (GO): ubiquitin protein ligase binding; protein-macromolecule adaptor activity
Source: RefSeq, a predicted model, not a curated record